AUGGAAGAAGAGAUUGAGAACAACCAUUUACAGCAUCAAAACACACCAGAAAAGGAGAAAGAGUCGUUAAGGAAAAGAGUAUGGCAAGAAAGCAAGAAAAUGUGGAUAGUAGCAGGUCCUGCCAUAUUCCAUAGAUUUUCAACAUUUGGAAUCACCGUAGUUAGUCAAUCCUUUAUUGGUCACAUUGGCCCUACUGAACUAGCUGCCUAUGCGAUUGUUAUGACUGUCCUAGUCAGAUUUGCUAAUGGUAUUUUGUUGGGUAUGGCAAGUGCAUUAGAAACUAUAUGUGGACAAGCAUAUGGAGCAAAACAAUAUGACAUACUUGGAGUUUAUCUUCAAAGAUCAUGGAUAGUUAUAUUUUUGGCCACAAUUCUUCUACUUCCAAUAUACAUUUUCACGAUUCCGAUAUUAGAGGCACUUGGCCAAGAUAAAAACGUCGCAAUAGUUGCUGGAAGCAUUUCAUUAUGGUCUAUCGGUAUCAUAUUUGCUUUCAGCGUCUCAUUCACUUGUCAAAUGUUUCUACAAGCACAAAGCAAGAACAAGAUUAUUGCUUACCUUGCAGCAGUUUCAAUUUCAAUUCAUGUGUUUCUGUCAUGGCUUUUAACUGUUAAGUUCAAGUUUGGACUUAAUGGCGCAAUGACAUCCAUCCUUUUGGCUUAUUGGAUACCGAUUUUAGGCCAACUUUUUUAUAUCAUGAAAAAGUGUCCUGAUACAUGGAAGGGUUUCUCGUUUUUGGCUUUCAAUGAUCUUUGGUCUGUUACCAAACUUUCUUUGUCUUCUGGAGUUAUGGUAUGUCUUGAAAUAUGGUACACCACAAUUUUGAUUCUUAUAACAGGGAAUAUGAAAAAUGCUGAGAUUGCUAUUGAUGCUUUGUCCAUAUGCAUGAACAUCAAUGGAUGGGAAACGAUGGUAGCAUUUGGUUUCAUGGCUGGAGCUAGUGUUAGGGUUUCAAAUGAACUUGGAAGAGGAAGUUCAAAGGGAGCAAAAUUUUCCAUUGUGAUAACAGUGCUCACAUCAUUUGCAAUUGGAUUUGUACUAUUCUUGAUCUUUCUGUUCCUAAAGGAAAGAAUUGCUUACAUUUUCACCCCAAAUCCAAAUGUGGCUAAUGCAGUUGGAGAUUUAUCACUUUUGCUCUCAUUUUCCAUAUUGUUGAAUAGUAUCCAACCUGUGCUCACUGGAGUUUCUGUUGGAGCUGGGUGGCAAAAAGUUGUAGCAUGUGUAAACAUAGGCAGCUAUUACCUUAUUGGUAUCCCUACUGGACUAGUACUUGGUUAUGUUCUCCAUUUGCAAGUUAAGGGUGUUUGGAUUGGAAUGUUGUUUGGAAUUUUUGUUCAAACAAUAAUACUUAUCAUAAUCACAUUUAAAACUGAUUGGGACAAGCAGGUUGAGAUUGCUCGAAAUCGUGUUAACAAGUUGUCUGUAGUAGAGAAUGUUGAAUCAAACGACACACCAAAUACAUCUAGCUGA
Molecule: messenger RNA, 1467 nt
Organism: Lathyrus sativus (Indian pea)
Lineage: Eukaryota; Viridiplantae; Streptophyta; Magnoliopsida; Fabales; Fabaceae
Source: the annotation of a GenBank genome assembly